CAGCAGCUUCCACCCGUCUGCAACUGCCGGGAAACGGUAAGGGGAGCACUCGAGGAGUUGCUUCCCAAUGCGGUGAAGCAGGCGGUGGAUGCGGCACAGCCGGCAGCGAUGCAUCAGCAAGUGCAACAGCCAGAUAAAAUCUGCUUUAAUCACCGUGUCUGAAGUUCCAGUUCCUCCCAAAGUCCAGGAGAACCUUCAGGACAAUGCAGGCUGUAGGGAACUUGUUUCUGUCGGUGAGCCUGAGACCCAUCUGAAGGCCAACAGCAUCACAGGUAAAUACGGAAUGUGGUUCCAGGACCCAGAGUCUCCAGGAGCUCCGUAUGGGCCAGACACGGUGUGGUGCAUCGACACUGUGAGCAGUGAAGUACGAGAACUGUACGCCUAUGAAAACCUGGAGCAGCUUGCCCGUGACUACCCCACCAAGGUCCUGCUUUUACCAGAGUCGAUGGGGAGCACCGGGGCCACCGUGUACCACGGAUUGCUUUACUACCGACGCAGACAGAGCCCCACGUUGCUGCGUUAUGACGUUGCUGCUGAGAACAUCGUGGCCUUGAGAGAGCUGCCACACCCGGAAUUCCACAGCCAGUAUCCUUAUUCCUGGGGUGGCUACACCGACAUCGACCUGGCUGUGGGUGCCAAGGGACUGUGGGCCAUUUACAGCACAGAAAAGGCUCGUGGAACCUCAUCAUUAUCUCACAGCUGGAUCCUGAAAACAUGAGAGUGAUCAGAAGCUGGGAGACCAACAUCCAGAAGAACAAAGUGCCGAACGCUUUCAUGGUGUGUGGCAGACUGUACACUGCACAACCCAACUUUUAUAACAUCGUGUAACUUAGCGCCAUCUUCUGGCAAAUAGAUUCAACUGCAAAUACAGUGAUAACGUAAGUGCUUCCAAAACUUCCUCUGGUGCCUCCUUCAUUCUGCCAUCAUUAUCCUUCAUGAAAAUGAUCCAGCAUCUUUAUGAAAGUAGUGGUGUGUUCUCUAAAUGUGCUUAGAAAAAUGGGUGAAUAUAGAAAGAGGUAGAUUUUGGAUAAAGGAAACCCACAGGGGACUUCACAUGGAAGUGUAUUUUGUUGGAAUAUGUGAUGGUAACAACCUGUAUAAGUUCUUUAAAUGCACCUCUGUAUCUAAAUAAAUAAGUAAAUUUAAAAUAAAGAAAAUUAAAUAUA
Molecule: messenger RNA, 1166 nt
Organism: Tachysurus fulvidraco (yellow catfish)
Lineage: Eukaryota; Metazoa; Chordata; Actinopteri; Siluriformes; Bagridae
Product: myocilin-like
Exons: 3
Coding region: 89-718 (209 amino acids)
Biological process (GO): osteoblast differentiation; signal transduction
Cellular component (GO): Golgi apparatus
Source: RefSeq, a predicted model, not a curated record